UGCAUCUUUCUAUAAAAGUUUAGAUGUUUUAACCAAUGUGGAAUGAUGUGUGAAGGGAUGAGCUCCUGGACUUUGACCCACCAGUGUGUCCUGGUGCUGUUCAUCUACUGUAUGCCAAUAUGUCAAGCCUUUCUUCCCAACUUCUGGUCACGUGUACUAACGUUGUCCUGGGAUUCAUACACACACCAGUACAUGACAGAACAGGCUAUAAUGAACAUCACAAUGGAAACUCUGAGCAGAAUGAUGGAACUUCAACAUGAUGUAGAUAUUGAGGAGCUGUAUACUGGGCUUGGUCGAGGGUUUUGGCAUGCAAUGGGUGAGGUAGCAAGUGCUAACGCUGAAAUGGAUUUCUUGAGCUCCACAUGCUCUGAUCCAGUCUACCACUUUGACUCUGAGAGAGUGGAAGGAGCCACACAGAUGCUGCGAGAGUUCUGGGGCCAGACAGUUCUGCUGACCCAGGCUAAAGAGUACCAGGGGGCCAGACGUAGCCUGGGUCAGCUUUUCCAUUCGUUACAGGACUUUUACAGUCACAGUAACUGGGUGGAGAUGGGUCAGCAAACAGUGUACCUCCACCUUCUGCACCCAGAAGAGCCUUCAGUUCCUGUAGCCUCAGAGGACACCCCUACCUGUGCAGAGUGCUACAGAUUUAGCUGUUACAGCAAUUUGUUGGAGGAAAUGAUUCAUCAGACAGAACCUCUACUGACUACUGGUUAUUUCAGCACUUACCCUGUCAAACCACCAG
Sinocyclocheilus anshuiensis is the source of this 742-nucleotide messenger RNA. RefSeq names its product von Willebrand factor A domain-containing protein 7-like. The transcript has 4 exons. NCBI's taxonomy places the organism in Eukaryota, Metazoa, Chordata, Actinopteri, Cypriniformes, Cyprinidae. The record is from RefSeq and is a predicted model, not a curated record. The annotation marks the transcript as partial.